Molecule: messenger RNA, 982 nt
Organism: Cajanus cajan (pigeon pea)
Lineage: Eukaryota; Viridiplantae; Streptophyta; Magnoliopsida; Fabales; Fabaceae
Product: protein cornichon homolog 4
Biological process (GO): vesicle-mediated transport
Source: RefSeq, a predicted model, not a curated record
UAUUAGGUAAUUGAAUUCCCUUCUUCUGUGGGGUGGACUGUUAAUGACCCUUCAAUGGUUAAGUCGGAACCCGAUUCUUAGCUUCUCCGAGAGUGUCUGUCUGUCUGUCUGCGGAAUCCAAAUCCUCCAACUCCAAGGUUUCUUUCUCGUGCCCCUGCGCACGAGCUCUUUGUGGCUCCCAUCGUGCGCAAUUCACAUCGUAUGGUUCCAACGCGUUGUGCUGCAACUGAAAUCCAAAAUCAGAGAAAGAGGAGAAGAGAGAGAGCAUGGCUGAUCUCUUUGCGUGGCUCAUCUCCUUCUUCAUCCUUAUUGCCUUAAUUGUACUCGUCAUUUACCAGUUAAUGUGCCUGGCAGACCUGGAAUUUGAUUAUAUAAAUCCAUAUGAUUCCGCAUCUCGAAUAAACAAAGUGGUAUUGCCUGAAUAUAUUACAGUAGGUGGCCUAUGCUUGUUCUACAUUGUAACAGGGCAUUGGGUAAUGUCAUUGUUAUGUGCUCCUUACCUGUACUACAAUGUGAGAUUAUACAGACAACGAAAUCAUCUUGUUGAUGUUACAGAGAUAUUCAACCAGCUCCCUAAGGAAAAGAAGCAACGGCUUUUCAAACUCUUCUAUCUUGUUUUCAUCCUUUUCCUAUCCUUGUUUUGGAUGAUCUACACAUCUUUGGAUGACAAUUAUGAUUGAUGGCUUGUUUUGUGGACUUCUUUAUGGAAGUGUCCAAUUUAGUUGAGGGCAGCUAAUUACUUCCAUAUCAGACGCUAAAUCUACACAUGGUCAAUUGGAUGUCUGGAUCUUUCUGUAUAAUACACUAAACUUCAAAGCAGUUUCAUUGCUUGUUCGAUUAUGCGAAUUGCAAAAUCUAGACCUUAUAACCUCACGCUUAAAAUUCGUGUUUGUUUGUUUGCUACGCAUAAAAAGUUCGUGUUUGUUUGUUUGCUACGCAUAAAAUCACAAGUUAGAGCGUGUUUGGAUUAUUUUUUUUUUGA